Funneliformis mosseae is the source of this 240-nucleotide messenger RNA. The record is from the annotation of a GenBank genome assembly. Lineage: Eukaryota; Fungi; Glomeromycota; Glomeromycetes; Glomerales; Glomeraceae.
UGGGGACUGACUUAGCGCUAGAACAUGUAAGAGAGGAUGAUAGUUGUAAUAACUAUUUAACCCAACCAAAGAAAGUUGAAGAUGAUGAUGAUUAUUAUGGUUAUUUCACACAUGAAAAUAUAUUAUAUUACGAGGAUCCAAACAUAAAUCCAGAUGCUUUAGCAUUUGUAGAAGUAUCAAUUGACGUAGAUGCUUCUAUUGCUAAGCCCGGAUCGCCACUGAUAGUAAUUCUUGAUGCUG